AUGGUAGGGAUCAUUACAAAUACCAACUUGAAGCCACAGGGGAGUGGACAAUACUCGUGGCCUUCUGAUGCUACGACCAUUGCAAGUGUCAACAUUCGAGGUCUUCUCACUACGACUGCUGACACUGGAUUCACUAUUGUGAAGGCUCAUGACACUGAGAAUUUAUUGCAUUAUGUUCAAUCAAAGGUUUAUAUAUUGCCUCCGGACAACUUAAAGUUUGUCCCCUCAAGAGUUGAAGUUGAAAUUGGUACAAAGUUAAAGAUUCCUGUGUCUGCUGCUGCAUUUUCUUUACCAGAAAACGACGAUUUAUUGUUUUUUGAUGAUUGUCGCAAAAUGAAGCUUACGAUAUCUGUUAAUGAUCCUUCAAUAUUUCAAGUACUUGGAACAUCAGGCUCUCGAUCCUGUUGACGUUGCUGUUGUCACCCUUGGUUCAGCAAAGAACUUUAUCAUACAAGGUGGACCUCAACCAUGGGUUCAUGGUAGAUCAACACAUUAUGAGAAAGUUCCACGUACGAAGUCGUCAAGAUUUGAAACUUCGUAUUUCAUUGAGAGACAAUAAAAAUCGUUUGUUUGAUAAAUUUACGUCACUUGAAAUUAUUUGGACAAGCAGCAACUAUGAUAUGGCUUCAUUUGAUCGCAGUAAUGAAACUGACACUGAAAUGACCUAUGAAGAAGAUAUGUUUGGGCCGUACAUGAAAAUGAUUUGUAAGUGAUAAACAUUCGUGUGAUGUUUAAAUUAUGCGAAUAUUAAAGUGCAAGUAGAUAUGUCAUAGCAAGGCAAUAAAACCAAAUGAAUUACAUA
Molecule: messenger RNA, 802 nt
Organism: Xenia sp. Carnegie-2017
Lineage: Eukaryota; Metazoa; Cnidaria; Anthozoa; Malacalcyonacea; Xeniidae
Product: nuclear pore membrane glycoprotein 210-like
Exons: 6
Coding region: 1-408 (135 amino acids)
Cellular component (GO): nuclear pore
Source: RefSeq, a predicted model, not a curated record